GUAUUAGAGUUGAAAAUAUAAUAAUUUCAGAUUAAUGAAUGGCGUUCACAAUCUAUGCUUUAAUGAAAGCAGGUCUUCUGCUUCUUAACGCUGCUGCCAUUCUUCACAAAGAACGUUUUUUGGACAAACUAGGAUGGACUGAACAAGCAGUAAUGGCUGCUCAAACUAUGAUGACUGAUCCAUACAACCCUAUGUAUGGCCAAGCCCCACAGGCCCAGUCAGACACAAUGAAAACACAGUUUCUUAAAUUUGUAAUUGCAGUUCAAACAAUCAUGAGAGUGCCUUUAAUUUUCAUCAACUUGUUCGCAAUUUCAUUGGAAUUGUUACUGGGUUGAAAAUAAGACAUUGUUUUUGAGAGUUCUCCAAAUGAGUGGCAUGUUAUGUCUGGGAGGCAACUGGUUGUUUUGGAAAUUAUCAUUCAAAUAACACAUAGCUGUUUAUAAUUUUAAUUGUAACAUUAAAGGUGAUGCAUGAUUAUGGUUUAUUUUUGAAUAUAGUCAAAGUUUGAAU
Messenger RNA from Symsagittifera roscoffensis, 510 nucleotides. Its product is annotated as immediate early response 3-interacting protein 1-like. Gene Ontology annotation, biological process: endoplasmic reticulum to Golgi vesicle-mediated transport. NCBI's taxonomy places the organism in Eukaryota, Metazoa, Xenacoelomorpha, Acoela, Convolutidae. The record is from RefSeq and is a predicted model, not a curated record. The coding region runs from base 39 to 335 and encodes 98 amino acids. Gene Ontology annotation, cellular component: endoplasmic reticulum membrane; COPII-coated ER to Golgi transport vesicle; Golgi membrane. The transcript has a single exon.